AUGCUAUGGUUACUAUUGCUCAAAACCGCACUUGUAUUUUUGUUUUGCGCUGUUGCUCUGGCAGUCACCCCCAAAAAGACCGGGGAAGAGAGACCCAUAUUCAAAAUAUCUUCCUCGACUCAUCAGCGAGCAUUAAUUGGUGAUAUGCUACAGAAGGUAGCCGAUAAAAUAACAAAUAAGCCAUCCAAUUUAUCCAAAUUUAGAGCAUGGAGCACCAGCAGUGGUGCUGGUGGUGUCAAAGGUGGUGGUGGUGGCGGGCAGUCUCGAAUGGCGGAUGAUAAAUUGUGUUUGGAUAAUUCCAAUAUCAAAUACUUCAUCAGAACAAUAAAACUCACUGAUCAGAUUUACGAUGCAAGUGAAUGCAGAAUCAAUUUGAACCCACGAAUGCAGUCGAUACUUCAGCCAACGUUCAAUAUCCAUAAUCUAAUCUUGAGAGACAAUGACACGAUACAGACCCAAUUGAAGUAUGUCUUGGUUGACGAGUUUAACAGGUACAAGCAAUUUCAAGAUUACAAAUUCAAUGAUUUUGAGAAUCUCAAUUACGAUUUAAACUGUUUGAUUGACUACCAGGAAUUGAUGCAAGUUGAGUUUAAAGAGACCGUGAUUGAGGUUGGUUUAGAAAGAAGAAUCGAAGUUGACCCGUCGUGCGAUUUCAACAGACUAAACGGCAAGUUCACAGGCACAUCCGUUGAUUAUGUAUCGGCUUUUGUCCCUUUGAAUGGUACAUUCUUUUGCAAAAAGGGCAAGAGCUCGAGUUGCAAUCGACAAAUUGCCGAAUCAAAACAUUCCAGGUAUAAGCUACCGGAUGUUUACGUGUGA
This is a messenger RNA of Lodderomyces beijingensis, 819 nucleotides long. The record is from the annotation of a GenBank genome assembly. NCBI's taxonomy places the organism in Eukaryota, Fungi, Ascomycota, Pichiomycetes, Serinales, Debaryomycetaceae.